GACGGGGAAAACUGAUGCCAGAGGAGAAGUGGAGGCAAAGGGAAGGAGAAAAGGUGGGGGGGAAACACACGGGUGUGUGAGAGCGGCAGGUACCUCGGGCCGAUCAUGGACAUCCGUUUUUAUGGUUUUGUUAUGAGGAAGUGGAUUCUUUCUCUUUGACAAGCGGAACCUGUGCACGAGGACUGAAAGGAUGGGUUGUGUAUUCAGGCUGUCUGCUGCUGUGGGACAUGAAGUGGGUCGACCCUGACAAGGGGCUGAAAGGAGAAGCUGAACUGAGGCAGUUUUGUCCAAGUGAAAGAGCGCAAGAGGGAGAAAGGGGAGGGAAAAAACCAAACUAUCCAGGGACACAACACAGCUCCAAACUGCAGGAUCAGACGGACAAUACCUUGUUUUUUUUCCUGCUAUGACAUCUGAAUAUGCACACAAAUAUCCAAAGACUUACUCUUGUGGUGUAAAUUGAUAUUCUAGUGCUUUCCAGCCAGAGAAAAGAUCCAUGUUGUGUGUUUCUUUGACCUUAAACUGGUUUUACAGGCUACAUGUGGACUGAUCUUAACUAGAUGCUGCUGGAUUUGCAACCUGCUGAACAACUGUAGCCUUCACCUCAGCUCUGGACCAAAUCCCUUUUUACUGUUUUGCACUUUUUGUCGGCUCAUUUGGAGUCUCAGCAGUCAAUCAACCUUAAAGAUCACCCAGCAUCUCUCAACUUCAGAGGCCAAACUUUCCCAGUGACCUCCAGAGCAGCUAUAGGAGGAAAAACUUCCUCUGUUCGCUCCAAAAAGCUCACACACGCCUCUGUCCCCGCGCCAUGCAGACACCCGGACCCGAGCACGAUGACUCUUUUAAUUUCCUGUUUAAGAUCAUCCUUAUCGGGGACACUAACGUGGGGAAGACCUGCGUUGUACAGAACUUUAAGUCGGGGGUUUUCUCAGAGAGACAGCAGAACACCAUCGGUGUGGACUUCACCGUGCGCACCGUGGACAUCGAAGGGAAGAAAGUGAAGAUGCAGGUGUGGGACACGGCGGGUCAGGAGAGGUUUCGCACCAUCACUCAGAGCUACUACCGCAGUGCUCACGGCGCCAUGAUCGCCUACGACAUCACGCGGCGAUCCACCUUUGAGUCCGUCAACCACUGGAUAAAGGAGGUGGAGCUCUACGGCGCAGCAAAUGUAGUUUUGGCUCUCAUAGGGAAUAAAUGUGACCUGGAGCAAGAACGACAAGUCCAGUUUCAGGAGGCCUGUGAUCUGGCCGAACAGAGAGGCAUACUUGCCGCUUUAGAAACGUCUGCAAAGGAGAGUCAGAAUGUGGACGAAGCCUUCCUGAUGAUGGCCAGAGAGCUGCUGUCUCGCAACGGCCUUCACAUUCAGCAGGGGGACCUGGACAGCAGCCACUCGCCGCGGAUCCUCCUGAGAGAGAACUCCAGACCCGUUAUUGGCAACGUAGCUUCCUACGCGCCACCGGAGAAGAAGUCGUGUUGCUGAGACGGGCAAAGAGUUACUGAUGGGAGGAAUUAUGAGUUCCCAAAGGAAAGGACACUUUAAGGGUUAUAAAUGUGGACAAAGAGGAAUGCAAGAGGAGCAAAACCUGUAUGGAUUAGAGUCAGCAAGACCUCAAGAACUGCAAAUGAGUUUAUAGGCAGUCGUUGGGUAGGUAUUGGAAAAUCUAUUUAAGUUGUUUUGCUGGAAAUUUGUCUAUGUGAAGGAACUACUGACAAAGCCAGUAGGACUUGAGAUCAGUGUUUAGAUCACAGUUACUGUAAGACACAUUCUUCUCAUGUCAUCUACAUCCUGGAUUGUUUGUCUCCACAUAAGUGCCUUCUGAGUCCUGCCUUUCGGCGUGUGCAACUAAAAUCAAACUGAAUGAUGAUAAGAGAACAGCAACAACAACAACAACAACAAAAAACUGUCAAAUAUCCAAACAAAUUUCCAUCAGCUUCCAAAGAGGAAACACUGGACACACUUCACUAGGUUAUUCUUCAAAUUAAAAUGCAAUCCAGAACAGAAAGUUAAAGGUUGAAGUGGUUUU
Molecule: messenger RNA, 2021 nt
Organism: Menidia menidia (Atlantic silverside)
Lineage: Eukaryota; Metazoa; Chordata; Actinopteri; Atheriniformes; Atherinopsidae
Source: the annotation of a GenBank genome assembly